CCCCAUUUGAUCUCACCUUUUCUCGCCCAGCAACAACCAUGACGACUGCACCCUCUGUGUCUGUAAGCACUUUCGCCACUUCCACUCCCCGAUCGUCUCCCUCCAUUUCCCAUCUCUCACCUCCUCGAACCAUCAAAUUUCCCACUUUCUAUUCCAAUUUCCUCAAUGAUCUCUCCACCACUGUCUCCCACGCGCCGUCACGUGCUGCAAGUAUUCUCCCUCGAGCAACCGCUACACCGUCCUCCGCCGCUUCUUCAAGCACCGUAUUUCACGGCUUCUGCUAUGUCGUCGGAGACAACAUCGACACCGAUCAGAUUAUCCCGGCUGAGUACUUAACCUUGGUCCCCUCGAAUCCCAGCGAGUACGAGAAGCUCGGAUCUCACGCCCUAGUUGGCCUUCCUUCCUCUUAUUCCACACGCUUCGUGGAAUCUAACGAGAUGAAGACCAAAUAUAGUAUCAUAAUUGCCGGUGACAACUUCGGUUGCGGUUCUUCACGGGAGCAUGCACCGGUUGCGUUGGGAGCAUCCGGUGCGGUGGCUGUGGUUGCUGAAUCGUAUGCGCGUAUAUUCUUCAGAAACUCGGUAGCGACUGGAGAGAUUUAUCCUUUGGAAUCGGAAAUUAGGGUCUGCGAUGAAUGUAAGACUGGCGAUGUGGUGACUAUCGAGCUCGCAGAUGGCUGCUUGAUCAACCACACGACGGGGAAAGAAUACAAGCUCAAGCCUAUUGGGGAUGCGGGUCCUGUCAUCCAGGCUGGAGGGAUCUUCGCAUAUGCAAGGAAGACUGGUGAUUUUAAGAUGCUCAAACUAGUUAUGAGUUAUGGCUUGGCAAGGGAAUGUAGCCACCACUUUUACUCUGCAUUAGGCUAAUAGUCCUCUAGGUCAUGAUCAUGAACGAUAUGAGAGGUAUGCUGGUUCUUUGAUCAACUUGUGGCUCAUAUAAUGCAGAUAGUUAUUUUAGAAUUCGAGCUCCUACUUAAAUCU
Messenger RNA from Cucurbita pepo subsp. pepo (vegetable marrow), 980 nucleotides. NCBI's taxonomy places the organism in Eukaryota, Viridiplantae, Streptophyta, Magnoliopsida, Cucurbitales, Cucurbitaceae. The record is from RefSeq and is a predicted model, not a curated record.